AUGGAUUACAGCAAUGACAAGGAGCCAUGGGAUUGGCAUAGGGAGGACUAUUGUCUCCAGAAGAGUUUCAGUUAUGAAAUUUCCCAAGGACUGUGGAAUGAGGUUCCUCAAAAUGAAGAUCUGUCCUGUGUGUUCAAUGAUGAAGCAACACCAGUGAAGGCAUGUGGGGAUGUUGCAUACAAUGUCAAUUAUAGUGAGUCAAAUAAUCUGGAAAAGGAACCAAACAAUUGCUUGAAGACUUAUCAAUUUAAGAGACGGCGGAUGCUACAAUUCAGUACUCAAGAUGGGGGUCAUUCCCCCUCCAAUGAACAAAUGUCUUCAGCAUAUUUGAAAGUAAAGGGGAAGGAGAAUCCAAAUGAGGAAAUUUUUUCAGACCUACCACAAUGGGUAUCUGGGGCAUCAGGAAGUGCUUCUUCUUCCAAUUAUGAAGACCUUGAGUCAGCUGAAGCGUGGCUAGCAGAUUGCUUUACGGAUGCUGAAAUGCAAUUAUGUCCUGAUGAUUUGAACUUUUCUGGGGCUGAUGAUGUUCAUAUAGAUGUUGCAGAUCUGUGCAACCUCCAACCUUUGCGUGAACAAAAUGUGGUUCGAACCCCCAAAAAUGUUGUCUUCAAAGGUGGGAAAUCAUUUAUAGAAACACCCUCAAAGCUAGCUGUUUCUGUGGCCUAUCCAUUUGCCUUCAUCAAACCCAGUGGUGCCCAUGGAGAUGUCACUCUGAAGGAAAUAAAUCAGCGUAUUCUGUCUCCACCUCCUCUGGAAUCCAAACUAACUGUGGAAGAUCCUUCAACUUACCCAAAAUCAGCCUUUUCUGGGAAGCCCGUUGUUGGAAAAACCAAAAUUCAAAUUGAAGGGGGAAAAGGUAGCAUCACAAUUAUGAGAACCAAAGGCUAA
This is a messenger RNA of Sphenostylis stenocarpa, 888 nucleotides long. The record is from the annotation of a GenBank genome assembly. NCBI's taxonomy places the organism in Eukaryota, Viridiplantae, Streptophyta, Magnoliopsida, Fabales, Fabaceae.